AUCAUCGCCUACGUGUUACACUUCUGCCAAUCAUAUAGCAAUUGCUUUUUUACAUUUAAAAGAAAUUUUAAAUAACUAGUGGUAUUUUUGUUACAAAAUACUUUGUAGUCUGCAGAAUGCAGAUGAGGUGUUUUUUCAUGUCAACUUUUCAUACCACAAGGGACAAUUUUUCUUCAGGAGUACCAAAGCGAACUUCCGGAUUGUUUUUUUUUUCAGAAAUAUUCAUGUAUUCAUCUGAUGAAUAGUCAAUCUUUAGAAGUCUAGACAAUUUACUGGUGUGCGUCAUUUUGGACUCGUGUUAAUUAUAGUAGUUAUCAGCUACUCCUUAUCACUGCGUAAAAUGUAUGUUUAAAUCUUUUGUGUAAUUUGUGUUUUUGUAUACUUCAAAAUUUGUAACCAGCCGAGAAAGAGAGAGCCACGAAAUAAUAAAGAAUCAGCUCAAAUAACCCUAGUACAUUUGUCGCUUUUGCCUUCAACAAGUUUACAAAUGAGAAGAUUUGUGUGAAGAUUAAAGUAAGGACCAACUGAAGGUCCUAGAGUGAUACAAAAAUUUCAUUUCGUUUAUUACAAACUGACUGCGCUUUCAUCUUAUGUGAAGUCAUUUGAUCUACAGAAGUAGGAAUGCUUGAAACCAAAACUGAUGAUGAUGAUUUUCAUCAAUAAAUUAACUGACAAGUAAACCUAUACAGUGUUGGGUGCCACAAGAAUUUACGCAUUCUUGGGAAGAAUAUGCAGAAAAUCUCUGCUGGGUACAAAAUACUUAUUUUCUUCAUCCAAGUGAUCAAGUUCCCGAAGAUGAUUAUGAACUGACUAAAGUUAGAUACAUUGGUUAUUAUCAGUGGAUCGCGAUUGUACUAGCUGGACAAGCUAUGUUAAGCUGGGUGCCACACAUCCUGUGGAGAGUUGGAUCUAAACGCCUACCUGUUUUAUUGAGGUCAGCUAAAGAAGCAUCAGUUCCAGACAGAGAACUUAGACAAAAAGCCAUCUCAUGUUUAGUAGCUACUCUGGAGGAACAAGCUGAAUCAACAGCUAGGCAUAGACGUGUUACCAGUACAAUUAAGCGAAUAUUUUGUAGCCUUCGACCAAAUGCACGUAUAACUUUUCUGUUUUUCGUAGUUCGUAUUUGUUUUAUUGGUAAUUCUGUUGGACAAAUUUACCUCAUGAAGAAAUUUAUUGGGACCAACAGUACCAUGUUUGGUAUGGAUGUAUUAAACGACUUAGUCAGUGGACAAGAAUGGGAAACAUCAGGUAAAUUUCCACGCGUUACAUUUUGCACUGUACGCGUCCGAAAAAUGGGCCAAAUUAAACCUGCUAGCUACACUCUACAGUGUGUAUUACCAAUCAAUUAUUUUGUGGAAAAAGUCUAUGUCUUUCUUUGGUUUUGGUUUGUAAUCCUCACAGUUGUCACUACAGUAAGCACACUGCAAUGGGCUUUCAACACACUUUUACCAGUUAGACGAAUAGCUUAUAUAAAACAGUAUAUACGCGCAAUUCGACAACUUUCAAAUACAGAGGAAAGAGAUUGUACACGAUUUGUAAAUCAUAAUCUUGGUCCAGAUGGUGUAUUGAUACUUCAAGUUGUUUCUAGAGUUUCCAGUGAUCUUAUUGCACUAGAUGUAACUGCAACACUAUGGAGUAAUUACAGACAUGCUAAAAUCACUGGAACAGAAGAGGAUAUUAAUCGAUUUUUAGAAAAUGUCAACCGUGGAACAAAUGCAGUAUAG
This is a messenger RNA of Trichobilharzia regenti, 1724 nucleotides long. The record is from the annotation of a GenBank genome assembly. NCBI's taxonomy places the organism in Eukaryota, Metazoa, Platyhelminthes, Trematoda, Strigeidida, Schistosomatidae.